AUGACGGCCAUCGCCUCCCUGCCACGCAGCCAGAAUGCUCUCAAGAUAGUCAGCCCCAACACCUUUCACGUUGAUGCCAACGCCCCCCUUCCUACCCUCGUUGACCAUGACUCCGUCUUGAUCCGCGUCGUCUGCGUCGCCAUCAACCCGGUGGACGGCAAGUCGGCCGACCUGUCCGCCACCGCCGGCGCGACCAGCGGCACCGACUUUGCCGGCAUCGUCGUCGCCCUCCCGCCCGACACCAACAGCGAGCCUGACGACGACGCCCUCAAGAUCGGCGACCGCGUCAUGGGAUUCGUCUUCGGCAACAACCCGCAGGGCCGCGACAACGGCGCCUUCGCCGAGUACGUCACCGUCCCGCGACGCCUCCUCUGGCGCUUGCCGGCACACAUGUCCCUCGAGACGGCCGCCUCGCUGCCCGCCAGCCUCGCCUCCGUCGGCAUGGCCAUGCACUACCUACAGAUCCCCCUGUCCUCCCUGCAAUCCGCCAUCUCCAAGUCCAUCGCCUCCUCCUCCGCCGCCGCCGCCGCCGACGACGAGGGCCCCUUUGUGCUGGUCUACGGCGGCGGCACCUCCACCGGCUGCAUGGCCAUCCAGAUCCUCCGCCUCGCCGGCUUCGUCCCCGUCACCUGCUGCUCGUCCUCCUCCGCCGCGCGCGCCUUGUCCCUCGGCGCCGCCGCCACCUUUGACUACGCCUCCGCCACCUGCGGGCGGGACGUCCGCGAGCACACGCACGACUCCCUCGCGCUCGCCAUCGACUGCAUCAGCGACUCGGCGUCGAUGAGCAUCUGCUACGAGGCCAUCGGCGGGGGAGGAGGGCGGUACGUGGCGCUGGAUCCGUUUCCCGUGAGGGGGUGCGUGCGGCGCAGCGUGGUGCCGGACUGGAUCUGCACGCUGACCCAGUUCGGGCGGCCGGUCGCGUGGGCGCCGCCGUACAAUAUCGAUGAGAGGCCGGGCGACCGCCGGUUCGCGGAGGAGUGGUAUCGGCUGGCGCAGAGGAUGCUAGACGCGCAUGUUAUCAGGGCGCCUACCCUGGAGACGAGGACGGGCGGCCUAGCUUCGGUGCCAGAGGGGAUUAGUGAGGUUAGGAUGGGCGAGGUGAAGCGAAAGAAGUUGGUUUACAAUAUUGUAGAGCAGAAGGCAGCUGCAUAG
Messenger RNA from Cordyceps fumosorosea ARSEF 2679, 1152 nucleotides. RefSeq names its product DmbC. NCBI's taxonomy places the organism in Eukaryota, Fungi, Ascomycota, Sordariomycetes, Hypocreales, Cordycipitaceae. The transcript has a single exon. The record is from RefSeq and is a predicted model, not a curated record. The coding region runs from base 1 to 1152 and encodes 383 amino acids. Gene Ontology annotation, molecular function: oxidoreductase activity, acting on NAD(P)H.